AAAACCGAAAAUGACCAAAAGUCCAAAACUAAGAUAGGGAGAAGCAUCAGCUGAUAGACAUAGUCAUCACCAGUCAACAAUGGAGGCAGAGGGCAGUUCCCAAGCCUCUGCGGCGGCAUCAGAGUCCCAAGCCACCAGCGAACGCAUCAAGCUCAACGUCGGCGGCAAGCUCUUCGAGACAACCCUCUCGACCAUCCGGUCCGCCGGUCCAGACUCCCUCCUCUUCGUCCUCUCGAACCGCCCCGCCAACGACCCCAACCCCGGCACUCUCCGUACUCACCUCGACGAGAUCGACUCCAUCUGCCGCGUAUGGACGGAGAUCGCUGCCGUCGGAUCGGAAUCCGAUGCCGGACUUCAUUUCUACGACUUCUCAAGCAGCCGCCACGUUGGAUCCGUACACUGGACCGAUCCUUCAGAUCCUCGCAUAUUCAAGGCUCGCGUUAACGCCAUAACCGCCUCGGAAACCUCCGUGUUCGCCUCGUUCGAUUGUCCUCACCGCGAGAACAUUGUUCUCGAGAUCGACAAAGAGAGGAUCCAGAUUGUAUCGCAGUUAGGGCGCCAAUCGGGGAACCAGGCAAAGCACAUGGUUCCGUCGAAGCUGACGUUUGUUCCGGCAACCGGAGUUCUCGUCGGAACCGCCAUCACGAGCGGCGCGUUCGGCUACUCCGGUUACAUACGGAUUUGGGACCCCAGGUCCGGAGACGUGGUUUGGGAGACAAACGAGCCUGGUGCGGGUCGGAGUAGCAGGUUCGGAGACUCAUUUGCUGACGUGGAUGUUGACGCGGAAGGGUUAUCGAUUUUCAAGCUGUGUUCUAAGUCUGGGGAUUUGGGUAUGGCUGACAUGAGGCGUUUGGGGGAUGAUCCUUGGGUUUAUUUGGAGGAGAAGAACCCUAGCAUGGUAAAUUAUGGUGGUGAAGUGAAUAAUUUGUUGAUGCAUUGUUGUUGGGGGCAAGUGUUUGUUGGAAGAGGUGGAAGCUUGGAGGUUUGGUCAAGGGUUCAAGCCCAUGGUGGCAGCAUCGAAGGUGAGAGCGGGCGUGAAGGGUUGUUUCGGAGGAACUUCGUGGAUAAGAGGGGUGAUUCAGAGAGAGGGGAUAUAAAGAAGAUUGAAGGUGGUGGGGAUAGGUUGUUUGUUAGUAGGGAAGGUGUUGAAGGUAUUGAAGUGUGGGAGAGUUCUCAUACUUCUGGAGCUGUUCCUGUUUCAUGACCCCUCCCCAUGGAUUAGGGGCCUUUCUUUCUCAACAUUUUAGGUAGGGGUUUCUUGUUUUGUAAGAUUCAUAUAUUUUUUUCUUUCUGAUGAUUCAAUGAGAAACUGUUUAGUUAGUUAUAGCGCUGAUAUUUUCAGCUGUAUACACUUGAAUAAUUUAUAAUAAGAUGCAAUUUCCCUUA
Messenger RNA from Arachis duranensis, 1386 nucleotides. RefSeq names its product protein ENDOPLASMIC RETICULUM-ARRESTED PEN3-like. The coding region runs from base 80 to 1204 and encodes 374 amino acids. The record is from RefSeq and is a predicted model, not a curated record. The transcript has a single exon. Lineage: Eukaryota; Viridiplantae; Streptophyta; Magnoliopsida; Fabales; Fabaceae.